AUGGCUCCGUAUCCAUACAAAGUGCAAACGACAGUGCCCGAUCUCCAAUAUGAGAACUUUGAUGGUGCUAAAUUCGGGUAUAUGUUAUGGCCCGUCCAAAAUGGCACCAAUGUGGUCAAAGGUAGAGUUUUACUGAUCCAUGGGUUUGGCGAGUAUACGAAAAUUCAAUUCCGCCUUAUGGACCACUUAUCCCUCAAUGGUUACGAGUCAUUCACAUUUGAUCAAAGGGGCGCCGGUGUUACAUCACCAGGAAAAUCGAAAGGCGUAACUGAUGAGUACCAUGUGUUUAACGAUCUGGAACAUUUUGUGGAGAAGAACUUAAGUGAAUGUAAGGCUAAAGGUAUUCCGUUGUUUAUGUGGGGACAUUCGAUGGGUGGUGGUAUCUGCCUAAAUUAUGCAUGCCAAGGUAAGCACAAAAACGAAAUAAGUGGAUAUAUCGGAUCAGGCCCAUUAAUAAUUUUACAUCCGCAUACUAUGUAUAAUAAACCAACUCAAAUAAUUGCUCCACUAUUGGCAAAGUUUUUGCCAAGGGUAAGGAUCGAUACUGGUCUAGAUCUGAAAGGAGUUACAUCCGAUAAGGAGUAUCGUGCUUUCCUGGGAAGCGAUCCUAUGUCUGUUCCAUUGUAUGGGUCGUUUAGGCAGAUACACGAUUUUAUGCAACGUGGUGCCAGGCUCUACAAGAAUGAAAAUAAUUACAUUCAGAAGAACUUCGCUAAAAAUAAACCUGUCAUUAUUAUGCAUGGGCAAGACGACACAAUUAACGAUCCUAAGGGCUCUGAAAAGUUCAUCCAGGACUGUCCUUCUGUUGACAAAGAAGUUAAGUUGUACCCGGGUGCAAGACACUCGAUCUUCUCGCUAGAGACAGAUGAAGUUUUCAGCACGGUGUUCAAUGAUAUGAAACAAUGGCUGGACCAACAUACUACGGCCAAAGCCAAACCAUAG
Molecule: messenger RNA, 942 nt
Organism: Saccharomyces paradoxus
Lineage: Eukaryota; Fungi; Ascomycota; Saccharomycetes; Saccharomycetales; Saccharomycetaceae
Gene: YJU3
Product: acylglycerol lipase
Exons: 1
Coding region: 1-942 (313 amino acids)
Cellular component (GO): membrane
Molecular function (GO): lipase activity
Source: RefSeq, a predicted model, not a curated record